Messenger RNA from Papilio xuthus (Asian swallowtail), 1222 nucleotides. RefSeq lists its product as uncharacterized. Lineage: Eukaryota; Metazoa; Arthropoda; Insecta; Lepidoptera; Papilionidae. Bases 614 to 1222 code for a protein of 202 amino acids. The transcript has a single exon. The record is from RefSeq and is a predicted model, not a curated record.
ACACAUAGGCUACUAAUUAAGUUUUGUUUUAUUUCCGCGUGGUCGGAGUCGCGGGCGACAGCUAGUAUAAGACUUUUUUAUAAGACUCAAUAUCCACCAUUUAAUGUAGAUUUUCCACGAAGACCUUGUCUCCGAAGUGAGUCCCACUUGGAAGGAAACCUUCCGCACUUAGAAACUAGCUGCGUUGUACAUACCUGCUAGUGUAAAAAAUAUAAUACAUCUGAAUUAACAGAAAUAUCAUGAGUGUUUCCAGUAUUCUCUUGUAAUAUUUUCUAAACUGAACUUAAAAGAUUUGAAACCAUUUGCUUAUUAAUAAUAGCAUCCAGUAAAUAUAAUAAUUACAGAAGAGAGAGCAACAACUAAUAGAAUCAUAGAGCAGUUAUAUUUAUAAUAUUAGUAAGAUUUAGAGUGUGUACAUACAUGCACACAUGCAACUAUUGCACAACAAGGAGUGAGGAUGACAGCCAGCGUCCAUCGGGCGGCCGCGUGCCCGGUGUGCCGUCCUCGCGACCAACCUUCCUCGGGCGCACCAUAUACGUCCAACAAAUAGACAACGACACACUAUAAAUAGAUAACCACGACUAGAUCGUAUUCAUUCGAUAAUCGAUCGGAAAUGAAGUCAUUGCUUCUACUCUGUGUGAUCGCCGGGAGCCUCGAGCGGGCGCCGGGUGCGCUGGCACCGGGGCAGCUUCAACCUCCGCGCCUGCCGCCCGCCAGGUUUAGGUCGCAGCGCUUUGAGCUAGUUUCGACGACUGAACCAUCAGCCGAGCCGACUACUGAAUCCGCCGGAGGGCCGUACCCUGCCUCCGGGUGGAAGCCUGAUGGCGCGUCACUCGCGCUGCCCGAUGAGCGGGCGGCGGCGAGCGGCCCCUAUCCGCCCUCGGGGUGGUCGCCCGCAGGGAAACCUUUCCGUCUUCCCGGGGAGGGUCCACCGAGCACCAGAUACGGAACACCCGAUGACGUAUACGGCGUGCCCGACGAUACUUCCGCGGUACCUACCACAGACGCGCCCGCCACAGACACCCCGGAGCAAUUAAAGAUAGAAAAAAUAGAAGGUCCCGUGGAGGUCCUGAGGAGCGUGGGAACAUACUUUGUGCUGCUGCCCAGCGGGCAGCUGCAGCUGGUGAGGACAGCUGGCGCGCGGGGAGCUGCGGAGGGAGCGGGAGGCCCGGCGCGACUGCAGCUCGGCCGGCGCACGCCGCUGCUGGCGCUCGGACGGUAG